Messenger RNA from Maniola jurtina (meadow brown), 772 nucleotides. RefSeq names its product 39S ribosomal protein L32, mitochondrial (gene mRpL32). The record is from RefSeq and is a predicted model, not a curated record. Gene Ontology annotation, cellular component: mitochondrial large ribosomal subunit. Lineage: Eukaryota; Metazoa; Arthropoda; Insecta; Lepidoptera; Nymphalidae. Gene Ontology annotation, molecular function: structural constituent of ribosome. The coding region runs from base 100 to 690 and encodes 196 amino acids. The transcript is spliced from 5 exons. Gene Ontology annotation, biological process: translation.
GUGUUUAUAUACUCUUUGAUUACUGGUUAUCUGUGUCCAGGUGAAGAAAAGAGGAAUUUUUUGUGUUUAAAAUCAGAUACCUAUUACACUACAUUCAAAAUGAUACCUCGUGUCCAUCAUCUGAAGAAUAUAAUAAAGAAUUUUGAAAAAAAUGUCCUACAAAUAUUUGGAUUUCCACCUAGAGAGUUGGCGUUGGCAUAUACUUAUGAGAAAAAAUUACCACAACCCAAAAAGUUUUCCAUUAAAGACAUUGUUGGAGAUGGAAUUUUGUUAGCUGUACCCAAAUUUAGGAGAACUGUGGAAAAGAGAUGGAAGAGAAAAUUUGGAAGUCCAGAAUAUGUGUGGAAAAUGCUAGUACCAAAAACUAACAUCAUUGUUUGCAAUGAUUGUGGGCAUUACCAUGAGCGUGGCUACAUCUGUGGCCAUUGCUACAAAAAAGUGGAAGAAGAAACAAAAGAAAUUCAAGAUAAAAUACAGGAAAAAUUGGGCAACCUAAAACCAAUUGAAAGUGAGGUCAUUGUUUUGUAUAAUGGGGAAAAUUUGCCAGAACAGCCCAAAGAGUUUUGGCAAGGGAAAAGGAUAAUUGAAAUGAAGAAAGACAGACCACAGUGGUUCAGUAAGAAUCUUUUGCAGAAAUCAACACAACAACCAUCAGAAUCUAAAGACGUUAAACCUACUGAUUUAGCUUAGACAAUUUAGUAGUAUGUAGUAGUAUAUUUAGUGUUUAUAUACAUGUUAUAAUUAUUAUGAAUAAAUAAUGACCUCAAAUGAG